This is a messenger RNA of Brettanomyces nanus, 1656 nucleotides long. RefSeq lists its product as uncharacterized. Gene Ontology annotation, biological process: transmembrane transport. The transcript has a single exon. The record is from RefSeq and is a predicted model, not a curated record. The coding region runs from base 1 to 1656 and encodes 551 amino acids. NCBI's taxonomy places the organism in Eukaryota, Fungi, Ascomycota, Pichiomycetes, Pichiales, Pichiaceae.
AUGAAAGUCCCCUUAUCUGUAAAGCUCAGUAGCAUUUUUGUGUUGAAAAACCAGUCAACGCUUCUCGUUAAGAGCAACAUGACCUAUCCGGAUAGGUUUGACGAGAUCUGGGAACCCGAGUCGGUUCAGUCUGCGAGCAUGGAAAGAGACUCUAAAUUGGACAGAUAUGAGGUCACCAACGGAUACGAAGAUGGCUAUGUUUCAGUUUUGGAUCGCAUAAUUGUUGAAGUUGUACGCAUGGCUGGCUCAAUGUAUAUGUUUAUGGCUAUGUGGAUCAUAUUGGCUCUUUGGAUAGUGCUUGGUAUAGUCUACAAUGCACCCCAAACCUGGCAAAUUAUCAUGCAGGAUGGUCAAUCAAUUCAGACUUACAUUUGGGAUACGUUAUUAAUGCGUCAGCAACUUGACGACAGUACCAGCUUCCUUAAGUUGUACGGACGGUUGAAGUCGCGGUUUCUUACUCAUAGGCGGUUACUGGAUGUCUUGACUAGACGAACUAAAGCUCUAUCCGGAAUCGUUGUGAGUGAGAAGAAAGAAGGUUCUUACAUAACAUCUGCUUCUCUUGAAAACCGAGGAACUGGCUCUUCAUUGUUUGAUGACCUUCAGAGAUCUAUCGAGGCUGAGGUCAAAUUACCCGCGCAGAACUGGUUCGAUAAGUUAUGCACAUUUCUGAGUCAAUGUUUGGGCUCUUUGCCAUCGGUGGUGAUUUAUUGGAUUGGCAUAUUUGUCUGGAUUGGUUGUGGAAACCUCUAUAUCGUCACCGGCAAUUCUCCUCCUUUCACAGGACAGAGAACGGGUUCUAAUCCACAUUAUUCUAAGUGGAAUGACAACUGGCAGCUAUUUAUCAACACUACUACUGCUGUGGUGUUACUUAUUACAUCGAUCCUACUUGAAAACGUCAGAGAUAGGAACGAUGGAUACAUUCGUGAACAGAUGCAGAAGUUGUGUACUUUGGAUUGCAAGAUUGAGGGAAUGGCAAGGUACGCUACCGGGGAUUUAGAGGACAAUGAGAUCGUGGAAAUUCCACCUGUGAAGCGUUUGGGUAUCAAGAAGAUCAUUUCAGCAUACGCACAAAUCAUUGGCACAGGCAUAGGAUUGGUGAUCUCAUGCUUUGUGUUUGCCAUUUGGCUUGGCUUUGGAAGUAGAAUGAACUGGGACAGUAAUUGGUGGUUGAUAAUAGGUACAUUUACCGGAUUGGUAGGAUUUGUGGACGGUUUCACACUUCGUGAAAUUUACUACUCCAUUACCAAUUAUGAGGAGAAGCGGUUUGGCGAGCUUCUAGAUGAUUCGCAGGAGUUGUUGGACGUGGCAGGUAUAGAAUACAGGCUUCGGAAUUAUGUGGUUGACAGAACAUUCAUUUAUAGAUUCUCGGAGUAUGUUAAUUAUCUGUGUUCGAAUCAGUGGUCUGUGGUGAUAGCAGUGGUGGCUGUGAUGAUUUUACUUUUCAUAGCUUCUGCACUUCAUUGGAGUAUUACUGGGCAGUUGAUCUGCAAUACUCCCACUAUGAUUAUAGAGGGAUUCUGUCUUUUGAUUUUGAUUCAGGCUCACAAUUGGGCCGAUUUCAGGAGAAGAUUCAUAGUGAAACAGUUGGCUGUAUCCAGGGAGUUGUUGUACCAGCAUGUCCAAAAGCUUUUACCUGCAGACAAGUUUACUAGAUAA